This is a messenger RNA of Didymodactylos carnosus, 1119 nucleotides long. Lineage: Eukaryota; Metazoa; Rotifera; Eurotatoria; Philodinida; Philodinidae. The record is from the annotation of a GenBank genome assembly.
AUGUCGCUCCAACGGCUACAUGUCUCAACGGAGGGACAUGUACAGCUCCUCAAACAUGCACCUGCAAUAGUUACUGGACCGGUGCUUUCUGUCAAACAACUGUUUGUUACCCACCUUGCAUUAACGGUGGAACGUGCACUGCAGCUGCUGCUGGGCCAACAAAUCCGAAUUCCUGCACAUGCACCUCAUACUGGACUGGAUCCUACUGUCAAACACCUGUGUGUUCUCCGGCUUGCAGCAAUGCUGGAACAUGUAUGCGCGGUUUCAGCGGUUAUAACUAUCCGAACUACUGUGUAUGCAACUCCUACUGGACAGGAAAUUAUUGCCAAACACAGGUUUGCUCGCCUGCUUGCAUCAAUGGUGGAACGUGUACAGUUGGUACCAAUGGACCAACAAAUCCAAAUACUUGUACUUGUAAUGCUUAUUGGACAGGAACGUAUUGUCAAACGACUGUAUGUUCACCGGCUUGCAUCAACGCUGGUACUUGUACAGCUAGUGCCAGUGGCUAUAACUAUCCAAAUCAUUGUACGUGCAACUCCUAUUGGACAGGAACUUACUGUCAAACACGUAUGUAUUGCGGCUUUUUUUACUCUGCGUUAUUGUUUUGCGAGAGAAGUCGCCAGCUUUUCUAUUGUAAAAAUAACGAGAGGAGCUAUGUCUCGGUUCCUUUAAUCAAGCAUUUAGCUGAAAACCCAUCAGCUGGAAUUAUGCUCACGAAAUUAAGCCCCGGUAUAACAAAUCGAGUAUUUUGCGCUUCUUAUGGUGGCUUCUCUGGCAAAAAGAGGAAAUCUUCCCUCCUCGCACAAUUUAAUGUAAAUGCAUUUAGCUUUGAGCGAAACAAGCCAUAAGGUGCUUGAAAAACCUUCUUAAUUCGUCUUAAAUUUUUCGAAAUUUUGUCCGUUCUCCAUUCAUCAUAAAAGCUUUGUACCUGCGCAGUUCGAUAGAGAGAUGUGUGGGAAACUUUGCUAUGAGAAAAUAUGUACGAGUUAUUGUAGAAAACUAACGAUGACCCCUUCCUCCCCAACAACAAUACUAAAGAAAUCUUAACUUCAUUCGAAUUCACAAAUGGAUCUUUUCUACACUUGUUAUUUUAUUCAGAGGUUUGCAUCCCUGCUUGCA